This is a messenger RNA of Moesziomyces antarcticus, 1491 nucleotides long. Its product is annotated as sulfite transporter Ssu1. Bases 1 to 1491 code for a protein of 496 amino acids. The record is from RefSeq and is a predicted model, not a curated record. The transcript has a single exon. Lineage: Eukaryota; Fungi; Basidiomycota; Ustilaginomycetes; Ustilaginales; Ustilaginaceae. Gene Ontology annotation, molecular function: sulfite transmembrane transporter activity. Gene Ontology annotation, cellular component: plasma membrane. Gene Ontology annotation, biological process: transmembrane transport; sulfite transmembrane transport.
AUGGCUGAUCUGGAGAAAGGUGCGCCGUUGCCGGGCGAUGCGCCUGCGCACCUCAGCAACACCACGACCACCGAGUCGAGUCCAGCCUCGGCCACGGAUUCCAUCGCCCCGCCACCGACCGCAUCCACUUCCACACCCAGCCGCGCACAACGCUUCCGCAAGGAGAUCCGUCGCAUCACCAUGCACUUCACCCCAAGCUGGUUCAGCGUGACCAUGGGCACGGGCAUCACAUCGAUCCUGCUCCACCAGCUGCCCUACCAGUUCAACGGACUGGGCAUCAUCAGCAACGUCAUCUUUGGCUUCAACGUGCUUCUCUUCCUGCUCUUCCUUGGCAUCAGCAUCGCACGCUACAUCAUCUGGCCACAGCUCUUCUGGAUCAUGCUCUUCCAUCCGGCUCAGUCGCUCUUCCUCGGCACGUUCAGCAUGGGCAUGUGCACGCUCAUCUCCAUGUGUGCCAUCUCGGCCGCUCCCGCCUGGGGACCUGGAUUUGCCACAUUCACGUGGGUGCUUUGGUGGAUCAACGCGGUGCUCAGCCUGGCGAUUUGCAUCGGCCUCCCGUUCAUCCAGUUUACAAGGCACGUGCAGUCGUUCGACAAGAUCACGGGCGUGUGGUUCCUGCCCGUGGUGACGACGAUCGUGUGCGCAGCAACGGGCGGGUUGGUGGCGGACAUCUUGCCGCCGGCUCAUGCAAGGCUGACGCUGAUCGUCUGCUGGGUGCUCUGGGGCACCGGGUUUGGGAUGGCGUUCCUGCUCAUGUCGCUCUACUACGCGCGCCAGGCGAUCUACAAGAUUCCGCCAGCCCAGCUCAUCGUGUCCACCUUUCUUCCGCUCGGACCGUGCGGGCAGGGCGCAUUUGGGCUGCUUCAGCUCUCCUCCGUGCUGUACAAGAUCUCGCUCUCGGAGCACACGGCGCUUCCCAGCCCCAACGCCACCGAUGCAGAGACAGCACGCAUCAUGGCCACUGCCAUUUAUGCCGUCUCGGUGCCCGUUGCGCUCGUCAUCUGGGGCCUCGGCCUGGUCUGGCUCGUACUUGCCGUAUCGAGCCUAGUCGAUCUGUGGUUAGUGUCCGAGCUGAGCUUCAAUCUCGGGUUCUGGGCGACUACCUUCCCCCUCGGCGUCUUUGCCACCGCAGCGAUCAAGUUCAGCGUGGUGCUCGAUUCGGGUGCGUUCCGCGUGAUCGGCACGGUGCUCGCACUCGCCGAGGUCAUCCUCUGGAUUGGUGUUGCGAGCAUGACCAUGAAGAAGGCGGUACGUGGCGAGAUCUUCUUCUCGCCGUGUCUCGCCGAGAUGUGCGACGAGAGCGGCGAGCCGCCCAAGUACGUGCCUCCAGCGAGGAAGUAUACCUAUCAGCCACGGCCUGCGUUCGACGAAGGCGAGGAUGGAGACGAGCACAGCAGGAGCAGGAGCAGACACGAUGGCUCGCUCAGCAGAGCAAAGAUGUGGCUCGGUCGGUCCAGGAGUAGAGGUAGACCAGCCCAACGCACAAAUUGA